This is a messenger RNA of Closterium sp. Naga37s-1, 1980 nucleotides long. The record is from the annotation of a GenBank genome assembly. NCBI's taxonomy places the organism in Eukaryota, Viridiplantae, Streptophyta, Zygnematophyceae, Desmidiales, Closteriaceae.
AUGUACGGCGGCGGUCGCGGCGAGGGGAAGCACAUGCUGCCCAGUCACCAGCAGGGGUACCGGACCAGGGAUAUUCUCUUCCUGCUGGGUACCCUUGGCGUCGCGGGUACCAUCGCGACGGUUGUAACUGGCACUACAGUUAUUGGCGGAGGCGGUUUUCUCCUCCUCAUAUCGCCGCUCCUGCUGCUCUUCUCCCCGAUCCUCGUCCCGCUCGCCAUCUUCGGCACCGUCGUUGGAGGUGGAGGACUCUUCAUGGCGACGAUGACAGCCAUGGGUGUGGGGUCGCUCGUGUGGUUCAUCAACUACAUGCGCGGCAAGAAGCCCAUUGGGGCUGAGUCCCUGGAUUACGUGGCAGGCGGCGUGAAGGGCGCAACUGAGUACGUGGGGGACAAAGUGAGCCACGUCACGCACUCUGCUUAUGAGGGUACGGCUAGGGUUCUUGGGACUGGAGGAGGGCCGACCUGCAGCGCGGUAGCAGCGGCGGCGUUGGCGGCGCUCCUCGUGCUGCUCUACUGCCUCUCGCUCUUAGCCGGCGUGCCAUUGCUCGGGUUCAGCUCCGCGGGUUGCGCGCAACAGCAAAGCGACAUUCUCCUGGCGCGCACGGACGCGGACGUGCGCAGUUCCGCCAGCACGGCGGGGCUGUUCGCGGAGCUGGGGCGCUGCGAGGCGCAGCUGUCGCGCCUGCUGGGCGCGGCCAAGGCGCGCGCGGAGGGGCAGGAGGAAGGGGAGGCGGCGGGGAGGAGCGCGGAGCCCGCGGAAGGGGGGAAUCCGUUUGAAGGUGUGAGCGCCGCUAUGGUGGAGAAGGAACUUCUGGAACUCCGGCGCGAGGUGGCGCGGCUACAGGCGGAGAAUCUGCACCUGGAGAGCCAGAUGAAGGAGCGGGCAGCAUUUAGUGAUGACACUGUGUCGCAGGAGGCUCUCCAAGCAGCAGAGAAAGCUCUAUCUCAGUUUAACCCACCCGCCGCUGCAGCAGCUUCCCAAGCAGCAACCGGGCCGCACGCAUACCGAUGUGCCGCCACAGCAGCGGACAUGCGGCGAUUCUUCAACUUCACCCCGCGCGGGCCGUGCCCUGAUGACUGGCUGCUGGUGCAGCGGCUGGUGUUUGACAAGGCGUGCCACGCGCUGCCACGGAGGCGAUGCACUGCUGCGACGGUGGAUGAGGCGAGAGAGCCCAUGCCGGUCCCAGAAGCGCUCUUCACCCAGAAGGCCCUGCAGGACGGCAACGUGCGGUGGCAGCAGCACCGCUGCCACUCCUUCUCCUGCCUCAACCGCCAGAGCGCCACGGACUGCCGCAACUGCUUCAACAUGACGCAUGAGGCGCACCGCUGGCAGUGGCCGUACAAGGGCUCCAUUGCCAUGCAAGACGUGAUCGCCUUGAAGCCCAAGUCGCUCAGAAUAGGGCUGGACGUAGGAGGCGGGAGCGGCACCUUUGCAGCGCACAUGGCACGGUACGGUGUGACAAUCAUGACCACAGGCCUCAACAGAGAGGCAGCCGCUGCUCUAAAACACAAAUCAGGACAACAACAGCAACAGCAACAACAACAGCAACAACUAGCAGAAGAUGAAGCAGCAGCACCAGGUCUCCCUUACAUGGAAACUAUAGCAGCUCGCGGUCUAAUCCCGCUCCACCUCCCUCAUCAGGCACGAUUACCCUUCUUCGACGGGACUCUCGACAUAAUACACAGCAUCAACAGUAUCAAAUACAUGCCGCCGUUGGAGUUCGAAGAAAUGCUCUUCGAGUGGGACCGGGUGCUCCGUCCGGGCGGGCUGCUAUGGUUCGAGAUGUUCUACGCUCCGAAAGACGAGAUGGCGGUUUACGUGUGGGUGCUGCAGGUAUUGCGGUACGAGAAGCGGUAUUGGAAUCUCAUGCCGAAGACGGAUAGGACGGAGAGGAAAGGCCCGCAUGUGUAUCUGAACUGCGUGCUCGAGAAACCAGCAAGGGGCAGCCAAGGGAUGGAUGUAGUGCCUCCGGUAUCAUAG